CCCUGAUUGGCUCUACAUCGGAGGCGGUGGUUCAGGGGUCCGAGAAUCUUGCAAGCCGGACACGUGGUAACGAACUGCGAGGAGUUUGAGGGGUCUCAAGGCCAAAAAAGUUGGGAGUUGUGCACGAGAACACAUCUCUGCAUCUAAGAACAUGGUGGCCAAUGUCAUCUAGAGCUCCCAAGGACCUAAUGACAGACUUUGGACUAAGAAUGAAGAAAGCUAUUUCUUCAGUUGAGAGAGUGGGAAGGGGAGAUGAGAGAAAAUGUUUUCAGGAUUGAGUGGAUGAUUAGUCACAUUUGAAGCUCUUCUGUUAAAAGAUGGGACUCCUAGAACAUGUUUAUUGUUUCUUUCCACAAGGAUAGGACAAGGAGGUCCCCAAGAGAAAGGACCUAGAGGAAUCCCCCAGAAUGAAGCUGAGUCUUACCAAGGUAGUUAAUGGCUGUCGCCUAGGAAAAAUAAAAAACCUGGGCAAAACAGGAGACCGCACCAUGGACAUUCCAGCCUGCCUUCUGUACACCAAGACCGGCUCUGCCCCACACCUGACCCAUCAGACACUGCAUGCUAUCCACGGGGUUCCUGCCAUGGCUCAGCUUACACUGUCCUCACUGGCAGAACACCAUGAGGUCUUGGCAGAAUAUAAGGAAGGAAUUGGAAAGUUCAUAGGCAUGCCAGAAUCGCUCUUGUACUGUUCCCUGCAUGAUCCAGUCAGCCCCUGCCCAGCUGGUUAUGUAACGAACAAGUCUGUGUCGGUGUGGGGUGUUGGGGGACGAGUCGAAAUGACUGCUUCCAAGUUCAUGGCAAUUCAGCAGGCCCUUCAGCCAGACUGGUUCCAGUGCCUCUCAGAUGGAGAGGCAUCUUGUGAGGAAGCAACUUCCAUAAAAAGAGCCAGAAAGUCUGUUGAUCGAUCACUUCUAUUCCUGGAUAAUUGUCUCCGGCUGCAGGAAGAGUCAGAGGUCCUUCGGAAAAGUACCAUCAUUGGUGUGAUUGAAGGUGGAGAUGUGAUGGAGGAGAGACUGAGGUCAGCACGAGAGACAGCCAAGCGGCCCGUAGGUGGCUUCCUUCUGGAUGGCUUUCAAGGGAAUCCCACAACCCUGGAAACUAGACUGUACUUGCUGUCAUCAGUCACUGCAGAGCUGCCGGAGGACAAACCCAGGCUCAUCUGUGGAGUCAGCCGACCAGAUGAGGUGCUCGAGUGUAUUGAAAGAGGAGUGGACUUAUUUGAGAGUUUCUUCCCUUAUCAAGUGACAGAGCGUGGAUGUGCCCUGACUUUCAGCUUUGAUUACCAGCCGAACCCUGAAGAGACGUUAUCACAACAAAAUGGGACACAGGAAGAAAUAAAAUACGCAGAUCAAACAAAGAAAAUUAAAACAACCAGUUGCAACCAAGAAAUUACAUCAUUUGAAAUUAAUCUGAAGGAAAAAAAGUACCAGGAGGACUUUGAUCCACUUGUGAGAGGGUGUUCCUGUUACUGCUGUAAGAAUCAUACUCGUGCGUACAUCCACCAUCUGCUGGUGACCAACGAGCUGUUGGCUGGAGUCCUGCUUAUGAUGCACAACUUUGAACACUAUUUUGGUUUUUUCCACUCCAUCCGGGAAGCACUAAGAAGUGACAGACUGGCACAGUUGAAAGAGCUCAUCCGCAGGCAAGCGUCUUGAGACCUGGCAUACACAAAUCAGACUUUUCACACUGAGACCGCCCCACUGUUGUCACACAGGAAGAAGAGAAGGAGAAACAAUCUUAGUUUUAAUUAUUUGUAUUUGAGAAUAAGGUGUACGCAAAUAAGGAAUGUUUGUAUCAAACUCUGCCUCCAUGAGAAAGGAGAUUUCAUAUAAAGACUUAAGUGACCCCAACUGAUCAGAAAGAAUUAAACCAUGACCUUUAAUAUUUCAAUGCUAACUUUUUUUUUUUUUUUUUUUUUUUGAGAGAGAGAGAGAGAGAGCGUAUGUUUGCGCAUGUGGGGGCAGGGGCAGAGGGAGAGGGAGAAUCUUAAGCAGGCUCCAUGCUCAAUGCAGAGCCUGAUACGGGGCUUGAUCUCACAACUAUGAGAUCAUGACCUGAGCCAAAAUCAAGAGUCAGACACUUAACUGACUGAGCCAUCCAGGCGCCCCUCAGUGCUAACUCUUUUAGUCAAUGGAGAUUCGUUUAGUCAAAGACGAAAGCUUUAGGUGAGAAGGGACAGCCUUGAAGUGGGGUUGAUGAGAUUGUGUGGGUUCGUUGAAUUAGAUUAGAGCUGGAAAGGAGAUGAUUGGUCAUGAGCAGCAUGACUUCUGUAGACAUAUGGCUGUUGACUGUAAAAGGCAUCUAGCUGAUUUAAGAGCUUCCUAGUUUUAAUUCUUAUAUUCUCAGGGCCCUCUUGGACACUUCUGCCUUCCAACCUGCCCCAGUACUGCAGUCAGUCAGAAAAGGUUCUUGGGACUUAACCAGGCUCACAUCUUCAUGGAAUGUGGGGCUCACACAUUUCUCCUAUGAUCAGUUGGCCCAGGAUACACUCUUUCAUUUGACCACGUUAUCCGUAUGUGACUUGUCUAUGUCCAUGCAGUGGCCUGUUAUGAGCCGAAAAGUUUGCCCAGAUGUUUUUGUCUGGUCAUACAGAUCCACUAUGGUCUACUCUGGGCUCCUUAAUAGUCUAAGCACAUAACAAGUGUAGCCCCAUCACUGCACAUCAUUCACUAUGUGCCCACUUGGAUGGAGCCCUGGCCUGGCAAUUACAAGAUUGGGUUUCACUUCUACUCAGCUGUGACACCUGAGCAAAUCACUUAACCUCCCCUUGCCUAUUUCCUCCUGAACAAACAGGGACAGGUAUGGUGGAUAGCACCACAUGACCUUCUAAAAUUCCAUCCAGCUCUAAUGAUUGGGGAGCAAGAAGUUUUAGAUUGGAGGCAGCCUUCUUGUGUCCUGGUUUAUUGAUCACUGUUGGCCUGGUGAAAAAUGCAGUGGGCAAAAUGCUAGAAUCGGGCAAUAGUAGAGAAGUUUGCGAGCCUUGAAAGAGGUUAGCCUGUGAAUUCUGAAGUGCUUGGUGAAUUGGCAUCAGAUCCUGAGGCUGUGAAAUCUUCUUGGGGCAUCUCUGAUUCUAUGAGUUUUCUGCUCUCACCAAAAGAGUGACAUUCAUGUUGAUAGUGCGACAGGUAAUUUUCAUUUUCUUUAGGCUUUUGUAUAUUUGUCAUGUUUUCUGUAAGAAUAUAUAUACACUUGUGUACACACACAGUUUUUGUAAAAACAACAGAACCAAAAAGAUGCCUUUGUUUUUAUAGGAGCAUGGAAUAUAUUUGUUUUACAUUAUUAGAAUAUAUUUUGCUGUUUGUUCAUUUCAGUGGGCAUUACUGAACAUUGUGUUUAAUUAUUAUGUGGUUACUAUAUUUUUAUGUGUUGGGUAUCUAUAUGUUUUUCUUUUAUUAAUGGUUUAGGAAGGUUCGUAGCAUUCCUAUAAUCUCUCUGCCAUGAAUGGCAAGGGUACUUAUGAAAGAGUUUCUGCUCUCAAAGAGCUGAUUGCUUUGAAAUAGAUUAGACUUAUUCAUAUGUUUGUAUUCCUGUUCAAUGUCAAAUCCUUUGUUGGAGGAAUAUUAAUAAAUAUCCCAGAAUCCAUAUAAAA
Messenger RNA from Felis catus (domestic cat), 3589 nucleotides. It is a transcript of the gene QTRT2, whose product is annotated as queuine tRNA-ribosyltransferase accessory subunit 2. Gene Ontology annotation, molecular function: tRNA-guanosine(34) queuine transglycosylase activity. The transcript is spliced from 10 exons. The record is from RefSeq and is a predicted model, not a curated record. The coding region runs from base 408 to 1655 and encodes 415 amino acids. NCBI's taxonomy places the organism in Eukaryota, Metazoa, Chordata, Mammalia, Carnivora, Felidae.